Oncorhynchus gorbuscha (pink salmon) is the source of this 4562-nucleotide messenger RNA. Its product is annotated as protein FAM83D-like. The transcript is spliced from 4 exons. NCBI's taxonomy places the organism in Eukaryota, Metazoa, Chordata, Actinopteri, Salmoniformes, Salmonidae. Gene Ontology annotation, cellular component: cytosol; mitotic spindle pole. Gene Ontology annotation, biological process: regulation of TOR signaling; protein localization to mitotic spindle; positive regulation of cell cycle G1/S phase transition. The record is from RefSeq and is a predicted model, not a curated record. The coding region runs from base 1625 to 3400 and encodes 591 amino acids.
GUAGCCAAAAAUGAUACGGAGUGUAUUUCCUAUGAACACGUGAUUCAGAGCGUCACCCAACAUCCUAAACCCUUUCAUCUAAAUUUUGGAGAAGGGCGGGGGUUGGACGGUGAAUGUAUAGAGAUACGCUCUAACGAAGCGAAAGUGUUGGACACGAACCACGGUCGGUCAUAAUUUUGAUGUCUGCCUGUUGAAAACUGAAGUGUAUUUGAGAAUUUGCCAAAGAUGUGGCUUAAUAAUUUUGACGUCCUUUCCUAUCAGAAAAGGUCUUACCUGCCACAUAAUGAAAGCAGUCUAGCCUAAUGAAUAGGCUACAUAAUAAUGAGGUAACUCUGUUUUGCCAAUUUAACGUGUGUUAAGGCGCCUCGUCUGUCGAACCACAGGAACGUUGAGAGUGAGAUUGUCCCUGAAUAUCAAAAAGGCCUGCUCAGCGUAGUGAAUAGUGCGCGUAAAGGGGUGGAUAGCUCAUGCCACAAAUAUGUCGCACCGACGCGCCAUAUCCUAUUUCUAUUUACAUUUUCCAGCUUUACUGACUCAAGAUUCAUCGAGGGACAAUUCAUCUGAGGUCAUAGCUAGCUAGCUUCCCUGGUCCAUUAAACAAAUAAGGUAUACCAAAGACUAGGCUCUUACUCCUUGGUUGGUUAUACAGUACGUGUGCGUAAAAAUAAGGCACCAUAAGUGGCAAUAUGGGGACAUUGACUCCAUCAUUUGCAUUGCCAGAUGAUAAUUAUUAUUUUGAUUGCCAACAUGUUUCAUCUUUUGAAUUCAAUUCAGGAAUACAUAGACCUUAUCAAUCACUUUAAAUCAUGCCGGGCUGGUAUUAUUUUUAAAUAUUAGGAAUCAAUGUCAUGAUAAAUCAGCAAAUUAGACGUGCUAUUUUAUCAUCAUAUGAUAUAGCUUACUUCAGACCAGGCCUAUACCCAAAGGCCUACCGCAAACCUUCAUCGUGUCUGUAAAAAUGUACAUGGUCUUACUCCUUGGUUAUAGACUUGUGGUAAAAACAGAAUGUUCCAAUAUGUGGCAUUGGGACAUUGCGUCCAUCAUUUUAAUUGCAAGGUUAAUUAUUAAUUUUAUUGCCAACUACACUGUUUAAACGUUUGAAUUAUUAGGCAUAAACUACACAUACAUGAUCUAUACCAUGAUACCACAACUAACAUAACUUGAUAACACACAUGAUUAAUGAUUACGUGGUCUCCUUUUAAAUAUUAGUGACAUAAAUGUCGCCAGUCAGAUAAUUAGGCUUGUGCUUAGUUUUAUAAUCAUAUGAUAUAGCCUACUCCUUCAGUGAUUUUUCGUAGUGUCAAAAUGUACUGUCGUUCUACAGUAGGCUAGUCCGGGCAUUUGAGGUCGUGACUUGAGUGGAUACUGGAUAGGGUUUGUUUGCCUCCAAAUUCAAACUGCUGGCCAAUGAGCGAGCGCUUAUAGCGGAGUGACAGGUGUAUAGCGCAGGCUUGUCUGCACGAUUCUGGUUCCUAACUUUCGAGUAGCCAAUACUGACUACGGAUGGGCUGGAACUGAAUAAAUUGCUAAAUACAAAUUUGCUUCUUCUGGCUAGGCUACAUUAUAUCACGAGGGACACUGAAUUGAAUGGUUACUGUCUAUUCUAAAUAGUUCACUUAACGUUAUGGCUCUAUCGCAAUGUUUGGAAGAUUCACCUGUAAGGUGGCCGUCAAGAAGACAGGAAAAUGAUUUGAAUGUAAAGGAGUUAUACAACGAAAGGCACCGACUGGCGUUAGAGGAACUUAUUUCAGGAGGAGUUGAUUCGUUUUUGGGAUUUCUAAGAAAAGAGAGAAUACCGAACUUUCUCUCUGAUGACGAGAUCAGACGCAUUGGCUGUGCUGCGGUGGUUCCACGCGGUGUGUCCCUCCACGCAGAGGACGUGAUUUUUGAACAGUCGGUAAGCAGCUCCAUGGAUUGCUCCUCGGUCACUUACUUCCCCGAGGUCUCGGACGUGGAGCCACCGCUGUUGGAAAUCGGCUGGCCCGCCUUUACAUCGGGCUCUUACCGAGGAGUCACUCGUGCUGUCGCCCACUUCCAACCCAGUUAUGGAGAAUGCAUCUAUAGUUGCAAGGAAGCUGCGAGAAGAAUGAUUCAAAGUGCCAAGGAGGUGAUCGCCAUAGUGACAGACUCUCUGACAGACCUGGACAUCUUUAAGGAUCUCCAGGAGGCGUGCACACAGCGCAGAGUUCCAGUCUACAUCCUGCUGGACUGGUCCUGUGUGCCGGCAUUCCUCAAAAUGUGCAACAACAUCAAUGUGCGCCUGGACGAUCUUAAGCAAAUGCGAGUGCGGACCAUAACUGGUGGUACAUACUUCAUGAGGUCAGGGGCCAAGAUUACUGGGAAGGUUCAUGAACGGUUCAUGUUGAUUGAUGGGAACAGAGUGACUACAGGCUCCUACAGGUUCAAUUGGACUGAUGGGAAACUAAACAGCAGCAACAUGAUCGAGUUGUCUGGCCAGAUCACUGAGAACUUUGAUGAGGAGUUCCGGAUUCUGUACGCUCAGUCCAUGCCUGUUAUUACCAGGGGCCCAGCCAGUGCCCGAAACAGUGGCUUCUACGACCACCUUCUCAUCAAACACCCCGUCACCUCAUCCCCUCAGCCGGGCAAAGAGAGGCCCCCAGUCAAGCCUGUCUGUCUGGAAGUGUUGGGGAAAACUGUCUGUCUGACCAGCACACCCAGCCGGGCCCAGGCUGUGGCAGUGCCGCCCUCCAGAGAAAUGACUGGGAAGAGCAGCCCUUUGUCGGCCUCCUCCACUAUAGGGGAAGACUGGAUGGAGCAGCGACACAUGCAGGAGGUCCUGGCUGGAAGUGCCACCCAGUGCCUGCCCACAGGUGACCCUACCACUGCCACAUUAGCAGUGGAUGUGCAGGUCACACCCUCCAUCCCUACCUGCUGUCAUGUCUCCACCCAGACCAGCUGCCCUGCGGUGGACCUUGGAGUGCAGACUGAUCUGACUCAGUACACUAAGCACCUCUCACCCAACAAGGCUACAUUUACUCCCAUUACCAGCACCACGACUCAGACCAACAACAUUCAGAGUGAAGCUGCCGCCUCCUCAGAUUCUGUCUCUACCUCCCCCAGGCAGCACCUCGCCCCCCGUGGGGUGGACCGUCGCCCUGCAAUCCGUCACUGUACUGCACCCCCUGAUGGGAACCUGAGGGAGUGCUUCCGCAAGCUGACCAAAGAGCGUCAGUAUCACUACUCCACCAUCCGCUCCAAGCUGGAGCACAUGGUGACCAUGCUGUCCCACCGCCGUGAGCUGGUGGACCUCACCAACAUGGCCCUGGGGCCCGGGCUGCACAGAGCAUGCAAUGCCCAGAAAGAGCGGAGACAUAACCCUGGCCUGCUGAUGGACAGUGUGGGCAUGGGCACAUGGCCAAGGGCUAGAUGUUUACACUAACAGGACUUACAGGGCUGCAGGGGCUUGAAGGUGGAGGGUGUUGUAGAAACCGCUCUGUGUUUCGUAGGUAUACACUACUUGAAACAAAUGGGUUUAAAGAGCAAUAUGACAUUUGAGAAUUAGUCUUCCUUAGAGUUUAGAAUUUGAAAGUAUGUGUCACUGUGUCUGUGUUGUGAUGUAGCCUUCCUAUUUUUAUUGUGAAUCUGUUCCUUUUCUUUGACCCCUGUUUGAACAUUUCUACUUUAGAAACUGGCGUCAAAUGGCAGUAGACAGGCGAUGGAUAUACUGUAAUUUGCCUUGACUAUUUUUGCUACAAAAUGUAAUGUUUUUAAGUGUAGACAUUGUGCAGUAAGACACAAUCUAUAUAUGGUUUUGAUGAUUUAAAAAAAUAUAUUGAAACAAUAAGAUUGUCCAAAGAUUUAUUUGAGAAAUACUGUAAUUACAAUUCAGAAAUUUAUAUUUGAUGAACAUUUUAUUAUACAGCAUUCUAACAUUCAGUUUAACUUGUUAGGUUCCAAUUUUGAGUAAAUAACUCACGGACACUAGAGAAGCUUAACCAAGUUUAAUUCUUCCCAAAGAGUUGUUACAGCUGUAAUUCAGACCAAAACUCUCUUCACACAAGCACGGAUAUUUAACCCUUUCUCCUAGGCUGAGUCUCCUUUGCAACUGAACAGCCAAUGCAUCUCUUUUGCUAGACAGAACUUUAGUGAUAUCUGUUCUUCCUUACUUCAUCUAACCUGACCUCUACCCCAAAGUCCUCACUCCUCCCCAACUCCAAGGCGGUCAUGGUUAUUGAUACCAGACGGUGUCUCUUCUCCACCCAGAGGAUCCCCGAUUGCUAAAAAGAACAUAUCCCGACAUAAUUAUACAUCACCCUCUUUCCCUCCGUGACAUUGUUAGGUUCUAAGCUCUCCACCCGUCUCCCCUACACAUUCCCAAAGCCAUCUAACUCCUACAGAUAACCAUUCACUUCUGAUGUAAAAACCAGUCUCUAUCAUCUCUCAGAUACCAUACUUCUGAUCUAUCAUGUCUCUAGUAUAGCAAUGUUAAAAGUUUACCCAGAAUCGAACAAACUAAAUCUGAGUACUGAGAAAGCAGUUACGUGUUAUAUCAAUGUAUGUACUUUAUUGCUGACGCUUAAAAUAAAGGAGUAUUUUACAUA